AUGGCGGACGAAGUAAUCGACAUUGAAGUCGCCAGGCAAAAAAUGAGACAAUGGCGCGAUGAACCUCUUCGAAACAGUGAAGAGGUCACUGAAUUUGGUGAAUGUCUUAUUUUCGAGCAUGGAAAUAAACUCGGAGACGAGCUGUGGACGAUCUAUGAGCAAGUAUUCUUGGCUUCGAUCGACUGUCGAAAAAUGGAUUUGGCGACCAUGUGCUUGAGGGAACUCAAAUCACAAUUUCCUAAUAGCGUACGAGUCAAAAAACUCAAUGCAAUGCGCCUGGAAUCGUUUGAUAAAUACGACGAAGCCGAACAGAUUUAUGAGAAGAUUCUGGAGGCCGAACCAGCGAACGGUGCAGUCCGUAAAAGGCUGAUCGCUAUCCUCAAGGCGCAGAACAAGGUUGGGGAAGCAGUUAAAGAGUUGAACGAAUAUUUGAAGAAGUUCAUGAGUGAUCAAGAGGCGUGGAAUGAGUUAGUUGAGCUCUACAUCUCACAGCAGGAUUACAAAAAGGCGAAGUUCUGCAUGGAAGAAUUGAUCUUAAUAAAUCCCCACAACCAUCUGUUCCAUCAGAGGCAUGCCGAAAUCCUGUAUACCCUUGGGGGAAACGAAAACGUGGAAAAGGCAAGGAAAUACUUCGCACAAGCUCUCAAACUCGAUAAUAACAACAUGAGGGCUCUGUUUGGCUUUUUCAUGGCUUCUGCUCAUUUAGCAAAUGCCUCCAAAGAUGUUAAGGCCAAGAAGGAAAAUUCUAAAUUCGCUGCCUGGGCGGCAACACAGAUAAGUGAGAGGUAUCAGAGUGUGAACCAAGCCCACGAAGAGGAGGGUUUUUUAGAACUAGAGAGCAUGCUAGACUCUCUACAGAUUGCCAUUCCACAGAAUAUUUCUUCACAGCGACUUGGUGACAAUUAGAUUUUUACAGGCAGAUACAUGGUAUGUAUCUACAUGAACAUGCAAGUGAAUAUUGAGGAGUUCAAACCUAUGGAGCACAAGACUUAAAUAUUUCUUUUACAAUUGUUGUUUGAUUUGAAAAUCUUGAAACUGAGUAGUGAAAAGCCCAUUUGAUGGGGAUAUAUGGCAGAUUGUUCAAUUUACAUGUAACUUACACGUAUGAUAUUAAAUCUCUAGGCCACAAUCAUCAGCUUUUGUCAAUUUAUGCUAUCUUCAUCAUUCUCCCUUAUUUUUGGUCAGUUUAUUAAAAAAAUUUAACUCUUGUAUGAUAUGAACUGACAAAGUUGAUAGCUGGGUUGAAUUAUAUUUGCAUAGUUAGGAGAACAUAUUGCUUUGCCCUUCUUGGAGGAUCAGGGGCAUGCUCCCACGCUUGUGUAAGGUGACAAACACAAAACAGGAUA
Molecule: messenger RNA, 1346 nt
Organism: Pocillopora damicornis (cauliflower coral)
Lineage: Eukaryota; Metazoa; Cnidaria; Anthozoa; Scleractinia; Pocilloporidae
Product: ER membrane protein complex subunit 2
Molecular function (GO): protein binding
Source: RefSeq, a predicted model, not a curated record